AUGGGCAGAAAGAAGAAGAAGGCAUCUAAACCAUGGUGCUGGUAUUGCAACAGGGAAUUCGACGACGAAAAAAUCCUAAUUCAGCAUCAAAAGGCGAAACACUUCAAAUGUCACAUUUGUCACAAAAAACUAUACACGGGACCCGGAUUGUCAAUACACUGCAUGCAGGUUCACAAAGAAGCCAUAGAUAAAGUACCAAAUUCAUUACCAAAUAGGUCAAAUAUAGAAAUAGAAAUCUAUGGAAUGGAAGGUAUACCACCGGAAGAUGUGAAGGAGCAUGAGAAACAAAAAUCAGGUGGUGGUAAAGGGUCCGACAGUGAAGAUGAUGAGCCUGCUGCAAAGAAAAAAGCAACAACAGCUUUGCUGGGACCAGGACCUUCAACAGUUUCACCCGGUAUACUUCCCACACCUAUGGGCCCGGCCCCUCCGGGAAUGUAUCAUGGGCAUAUGCCUAUGAAUCCAAUGAUGCCUCCAUUCAUGCAGGCGCACAGGAUGAUGAUGCCUGGCAUGAGGCCGUUGUUCCCGGCCGUCAGCAUGCCUCCCACGUCCACUAGUAAACCUACGUUCCCUGCAUAUAGUAACGCGACAAUAAGCGCGCCGCCCACAACGUCGACGACAAGCAGCUCCGACCCCAAAGAAAACGGCGAAGUAAAACCUCCCGCGGCCAACUCGUGUCCUUUGGUCACGGCCACGGGCGCCGGCUCCAAGAUCAUUCACCCCCCAGAAGACGUGUCUGUAGAAGAAAUACGAGCGAGAAAUAUCAAGUACAGACCAAAACCGAAACCUGACGCGCCAGUGCCACAGCCGCAGCCCGCGCCCGCCAUGAUCACUCCUAGUACGAGUCAAGCCGAGGUAUGGGUGGCGGCGCACAUGAACGCGGCGGUGGCGGCGGCGCGGCAGCAGCAGGCGGCGGCGGCGCUGCGGCGCGGCGUGCUGGGCGGCGUGGUGGGCGUGCUGCCCGCCUCCAUGCCGCGCGUGCCCGUCUCCAUGCCGCAGAUGGCGCCCGUCAUGCCCAUGCUGCCCGUCAUGCCGCAGUUCAACCUCGUGCGCCAGCUGCAGCCCGGGAUGCUGCUGCCGGGUGGCAUGGGCGGCAUGGGAGGCAUGGGCGGAAUGGGCGGCAUGGGAAGCAUGGGCGGCAUGAUGCCCAUGGGCGCCAUGUUCCCUGGAGGCGUGAUGAUGCAGCCGCGCUACCGGUAG
This is a messenger RNA of Arctia plantaginis, 1197 nucleotides long. NCBI's taxonomy places the organism in Eukaryota, Metazoa, Arthropoda, Insecta, Lepidoptera, Erebidae. The record is from the annotation of a GenBank genome assembly.